GGGUUGGGCUAGAUGACCUCCAAGAUCUCUCCCAGUCCCAGCUCUAUUCAGAAUCCGCUCCAGAGGCUUUCCCCCAUGAGUGACACAUGCCUAGCACGGAUCCGGAGGUCUGUCCCAUGGCAAUAGACAGACAGAUAGAACGGCACACAACUUCCGGAACUGAUGUGAAGGAAAAGUGAACGUUUUCCUUCGAGGCAGAGCGGCCUUCCCUUCCUUUACGCCUGCGCAGCAAAUUGGAACCCGGAAGUAGUCUCCCCAAAUGCCCUUUCCCUCUAUUUUCACACCUUUACGUUGCUAUAGAAACUUCCGGUCGGUCCUUCAUUCCUCCUUCGCCCUGCGCAAGGGCCUGACCAGCGAGAUGCGACGAAUCGGACAGGGGCUUCCCCCGAAGGGCGGCCGCGCUUCUGCGCAGGCGCAAGCCCCGGAGCCCUAUAAGUGACUUGCCGGGUCUCCGCCCGUCCCCCCCCGUGUUGGCGAGUUGGUCGGUCCCGCCGAACGUCUCCGACUCGGCCUCCGGGCCGCAACCAUGUCUUCGGCGGGGGUGGAGAAGCGGAAGCGGGUGAACCUGAGCGUGAAGCAGAAGCUGGAGCUGAUCGAGAAGCUGGAGUCCGGCUGGUCGGUGGCGCGGGCGUGCGAGGAGUACGGCGUGAAGAAGCAGACGGUGUCGGACAUCCGCAAAGCCAAGGAGAAGCUGAAGAGGUUCGUGCUGAUGUGCGACGUCGACUCGACCGGCGGCGCGGCGGAGAUCGGCUCCCGGAAGCACAUGAAGAUGUCCCAGGAGGCUUCCCUGGAAGAGGCCGUGCUCCGGUGGUACGUGGAGCAGCGGGCCGGAGGAGCCAAGGUGCGCCGGGUCGACCUCAAAGCGGCCGCCAACGCCAUCGCCGCCGACACCAAGCUCAACUUCAAGGCCAGCGACGGCUGGAUCUGGCGCUUCUACAAGCGCCACGGCAUCGACCACAAGCGAGCCUGCGCCGGGGAGGCCAACGCCGCCUCCGCCCCCGCCGCUGCCGAGGAAGAAGAGGACGAGGAGGAG
Thamnophis sirtalis is the source of this 1033-nucleotide messenger RNA. The record is from RefSeq and is a predicted model, not a curated record. NCBI's taxonomy places the organism in Eukaryota, Metazoa, Chordata, Lepidosauria, Squamata, Natricidae.